Cololabis saira (Pacific saury) is the source of this 4923-nucleotide messenger RNA. RefSeq names its product retinoblastoma-like 1 (p107) (gene rbl1). The transcript is spliced from 22 exons. Gene Ontology annotation, molecular function: RNA polymerase II transcription regulatory region sequence-specific DNA binding. The record is from RefSeq and is a predicted model, not a curated record. Gene Ontology annotation, biological process: regulation of transcription by RNA polymerase II; negative regulation of G1/S transition of mitotic cell cycle; cell differentiation. The coding region runs from base 119 to 3316 and encodes 1065 amino acids. Gene Ontology annotation, cellular component: nucleus; transcription regulator complex; chromatin. NCBI's taxonomy places the organism in Eukaryota, Metazoa, Chordata, Actinopteri, Beloniformes, Belonidae.
GAAGCCUGCGGGACUCGUGGGGGCGCAGUUGUUGUUGUAUGUUUGGGUUGUUUUGGUGUUAAACACCAAACACAGAGGGGGCUUUUAAAGUUGAAACUGCCGCCGUCAAGUGUCGUGAAUGCGGGGCGAAGAGUCGUCGGAUUCAGAGUCGGGGAGGAUGGAGGAGAAUUCAGUCCGGAGGAGUUUGGAGACGUUGUGUCAGGAGCUGAAUAUGGACGAGCAGACAGCGACUGAAGCUAUGGACAACUUCACCGCCACAUGGAAUACAUACACCCUGGAGGGAGAGGUGGUCCACUGGCUGGCAUGCUCUCUGUACGCCGCUUGCAGGAAGGGGUCCACUCCCACAGUGGGGAAAGGACUGAUGGAGGGAAACUGUGUGUCCCUCACCAGGAUCCUUCGCUCCUCCAAACUCAGUCUGAUCCAGUUUUUCUCUAAGAUGAGGAAGUGGGCAGACAUGUCAAACCUGACACAGGACUUCAGGCUGCGAAUGGACCAUCUGGAGAGGAACUUUGAGGUCUCCACUGUGAUCUUUCGCAAGUUUGAGCCCAUAUUCAUGGACAUGUUUCAGAAUCCGCAGGGAUGUGAGCCGCCGCGCCAGCCGCGCAGCAGGAAGCACAGGCGGCUGCCUUGUCACAUCAGUGACGUGUUCAAGUUCUGCUGGACUCUGUUUGUGUACACGAAAGGUAACUUUCGUAUGAUCGGCGAUGACCUGGUGAACUCGUACCACCUGCUGCUCUGCUGUCUGGACUUGGUGUUUGGCAACGCCCUCCUAUGUGCAAACAGGAAGGAUCUCAUAAACCCUUCCUUUAAAGGUCUGCCUCCGCUGUACCGCCCUGAUGGCCACAUACCCCCAGACGAGCCUUCUCCAUGCGUGUUGGAGCGGUUAUGUGAGCUGCACGAUGGGCUGGUGGUGGAGGCCAAAGGCAUCAAACAGCACUACUUUAAACCCUACAUACAGAAACUGUUCCUGAAACAGAUACUAAAGGGAAAUGAGGAACAUUUGACUGAAAUGUUGGAUCCUCAGAACUUCAUUGAUAACAAUAAGGCCAUAAACCGGGAGUAUGAGGAGUAUGUGUUGACGGUGGGAGACUUUGAUGAGCGAGUGUUUCUGGGAGCUGACGCUGACGAGGAAAUUGGAACACCGAGGAAGAUUGUUCAUGAACGGUCCGCCAGUCAAACUGCUGCUCAGAGCCAGCUUCAGCAACACAUGGAGAAGUCUGGCUCUCUCGCCCCGUCCACCCCUCUGACGGGUCGAGUCUACCUGAAGGAAAAGGACCUGCUGGUCACGCCGGUGUCCUCGGCGACGCAGAGCGUCAGCCGGCUGCAGAGUAUUGUGACGGGUUUGAGGACGUCUCCCAGCGAACACCUGACGCAACUCUUCAAGUCCUGCUCCAGAGACCCCACAGAGUCCAUACUGGCUCGAGUGAAGACUCUGGGACAAACCUUCAAAGAGCAUUACACCAACGACUCGGAGGACAUGCCUGGCUCUCAUAUCGAUUUUGCAGAAAACCGCUUGAAACUGGCAGAGAUCCUGUACUACAAGAUCCUGGAGAACGUCCUGGUUCAGGAGACCAAACGACUGCAGGGCAGGGACAUGAGUGUUCUGCUUGAGCAGGACAUUUUCCACUGCUCGCUGAUGGCUUGCUGCCUGGAGGUGGUGUUGUUUUCCUACAGCUCCCAAAGAAGCUUCCCCUGGAUCAUCGAUAUCUUCAAGCUCACCCCGUUUUACUUCUUUAAGGUGAUCGAGGUGUUCAUCCGCUCAGAGGAAGGCCUGUCCAGAGACAUGGUGAAGCAUCUGAACUCAAUCGAGGAGCAAGUUCUGGAGAACAGAGCGUGGACCUCAGACUCUGCCCUGUGGAGCGCCCUGGAGGCUGCUGGGAACAAAGUCCCCACAGUGGAGGAGGUGAACUUUUCCUCCAGUCUCGACACGGGUUCUGGUUCGGCUAACGGAGGUCCGUCUCACCUGCCUCUGGUGGCCCACUCCCCCAUCAUCCACCCUCGUAUUAAGGAGUUCAGGUCGGGCCUGGGAAGCGCACGUAAAGAAGUGCCUCCUUCUCCGCUGUCUGUGCACGACAGGUACAGCUCCCCCGCUGCUGGCAGCGCCAAACGCCGUCUAUUCGGUGACGACCCUCCGGCUUCGUCUGUGGGCCUGUCCCUCACCGCGAGCCCGAUGCCAUCUCCGGCCAAGAGGCUGACGUUUGGCUCAUGCGGCGGCACCCUGAAGAUCGGAGGCCAGGGAACGCAGACCACCGUCCUGAGCAUCCCCCUACAAGGUUUAAGUAGUGACCGCACCAUUGCGCUGAUCCCAGUCCAGCCGUGCGAUUCCUCCGGCGUUGUGACGGCUCAGUUCCUGCUCACCUCCUCCCCGAGUCGGGCUCCAACCGUCACAGCUGCUCCUGCCAUCGUCGAACCCCAGGCGGGCAGCGGGCGUCCACGGCGCACAGGCUCGCUCGCUCUGUUCUUCAGGAAGGUGUACCAUCUGGCCAGUGUUCGUCUCCGGGACCUGAGCCUGAAGCUGGACAUCUCCUCAGAGCUGCGCGGGAAGAUCUGGACGUGUUUUGAGCACUCCCUGGUCAACUGCACCGAGCUGAUGAAGGGCCGCCACCUCGACCAGCUGCUGCUGUGCAGCAUUUACAUCAUAUCCAAAAUCACUAAGGAGACGCAGAGCUUCCAGGACAUCAUGAAGUGUUACCGCAGCCAACCCCAAGCCAGCAGCCACGUGUAUCGCAGUGUCUUAUUGCAUCUUACUGUUAAAGAGCAAAUAGCUGAUGAAAACAUGGAAGUGGAUUCUGUCUCGGGUGGAGAAUCUGCUGAGAAAACUGGUCAUCUCCCUGGAGACGCAAGUCCCGGCCAAUCAGCAGAGGAGGAGCGCGGCGACCUCAUCCAGUUCUAUAACACCGUGUACGUCCUCAAGAUGAAGAGCUUUGCUUUGAGAUACGCCACCAACGAUAAUCAGGCGGAUGCUCCUCCUCUGUCUCCGUUCCCGUCGGUCCGGGCUCAGCCGCUGUCUCCUCGCCGAGUCUCGCAGAGACACUCCCUGUACGUGUCGCCUCACAAGAACGCGGCCGGCAGCCUCACGCCGACCUCCUACACCUACAGGAUCAACAGCAGCCCGUCCAAGGAUCUAUCGGACAUCAACCGGAUGAUCCGGCAAGGCUCGGCGAGCAGGAAGAGGGCCUUCACCAUGGAAGGGGACGUGAUGAUGUCAUCGGCGUACGACUCCCCCAGCAAGCGGGCGUGUUCGGAGAACGGCAGCAGCCCAGAUGUGCUGCUGAAGCGUCUGCAGGACGUCGUGUCGGAGAGGCAGAGCCGCUGAUGCAGCGAGCAGCACGCAGAACUAGAGCCUGAAACGCCGACGGGAACGCGAUGGCGGUGACUCGUUACAGGACUGAAGCUCAGGUUAAAAACUCCCAGUCACAUGUGGAGAAAUAUUUAUUUCAGUUGCACAACUGAUACCCAUUUGUUUUUACACUAUGACCUGAGGGUUAUAGAGACUUUGAGAUUCAUAUUUUUAUUCUCUUCUACCAGACUGUUUUCACUCCUCUAUUGUCAGGAAUUAGGAAAAAAAAAAAACAUACAACAAAAAACUCAAUUAUGACAUGUCUGUCUCCACCAGGGGGCGUCGUCACGUUUAUCUUCUCUCUCUUUCUCCUCUUAAGUUCGUUUGAUUUAAAUUGUGAAAAGCAUCUUGAGUUUUCUGUUUUUCUAACCGUCUCAGCAGCCUGAUGGGAUCACGCAGUUGCACAGAAAUGCCACUUAAUCAAGGAAAACUAAUUUGUUUGUUUACUUAAACUUUCAAUUCUACCAUAACCAGAAUGAUCAGGUUCAUACGAAUAUAUCUCUAAAUCAUUUUCCCUUUUAUUUUGCCUCAUUUCUGCACAUCUGGGAAGCAAUAACCACACAGGCUGAGCAGAGUCGACCCUCUAAUUCCACCCUUUUGUUGAUGUUGUCUUUGUGUCAUUCAGUUGUUGCAUUUUAUUUUAGUCCCGACUGAAACCAGCGUCGGUUUCAGCUCUCAUUUCUACACCAGCUGAGAUGUUCAUGUGGCUGUUCAGGCGACAGUUUUUGGAGCGGUUGCAUCAUGACCAGGAACGCUUGAGUCAUCGUCUCUGACUCACUUGAAUUCCUCUGACACAAAUGCCGUCUUUAAGCUCCUCUGACGGGUUUAAGGAAACAACCCUAAACGCACCAUCCUCUCUUCAUAUCUGAUGUUUUCAGUAUGUUGGCAGUAAAUGUGAUCUCAUCAUCCCUUUUCAGUAAUGUUUCUUUAAAAUGUUAAUUUCACAGAGGAAACUUGAAUUUUUUUCUCUUUAAAUCACCUAAUAUUUGAAGUUUGUUGUUUGUUGUGAUCCUUAUAUUUAAUCAUGGUUGCUAUAGUAACGUGGUCAGAUGCAUCCGUGUAUCACCAUUACUGCUGUGUUUUACGCAAACACAAAUGAGUGAUCUUGUGUUUAAAAAAAGGAAAGUCAAAGUUGUGUCUUUCAUUAAGACAUUUGUAGAAGUCUCAGGUGUGUUCAGAGACUUCAUCUUUAUGGGGGAAAAAAAUGGUUACAUUUUAUGGGUUUUACUGUUUUGCAUCUGAUACGUAUUAUAUGUGAUUUGAAACCGUUUCAUGUUUAAUGCUGUUAGUAAAAGCCAGGAUGCUAACGGUAACAGUUGGAGCAGCAUCUGUGCACGUCCUGUGUGUAGUAUCUACACAGUUUUAUUACAUUUAACAUGUUACAGAAUCGGUCUUCCUUCCUGUAACAGUACCGCUGUUAGAAACUCAACAUUUCAUAUCGACAGUUUUUUUUUAUAACUCUUUACGUAGUCUAAAGCAAAGCAGUUUUUUAUUUGUUUUUUGUCAAACUAAUUCAGACAGCAUUAAUAAAAUAAAAUAAUGGACUUUGGUUUUGUUUUUCUUAACUCUCCAACCACCUUAAA